Molecule: messenger RNA, 686 nt
Organism: Tupaia belangeri chinensis (Chinese tree shrew)
Lineage: Eukaryota; Metazoa; Chordata; Mammalia; Scandentia; Tupaiidae
Gene: NATD1
Product: N-acetyltransferase domain containing 1
Exons: 4
Coding region: 21-260 (79 amino acids)
Source: RefSeq, a predicted model, not a curated record
UUGAAUGGACAAAUGGAUGGAUGGGAUGUCACGACCGGGCCGUGCUGCUCUACGAGUACGUGGGCAAGCGGAUCGUGGACCUGCAGCACACCGAGGUCCCUGACGCCUACCGUGGGCGCGGCAUCGCCAAACACCUUGCCAAGGCCGCCCUGGACUUCGUGGUAGAGGAGGACCUGAAGGCCCAUCUCACUUGCUGGUACAUCCAGAAGUACGUGAAGGAGAACCCCCUGCCACAGUACCUGGAGCGUCUGCAGCCGUAACCCCGGCCCGCGGGCACCUGCCCGGGUGGAGCUCUCAGGAACCGUCCCACCCGGAACAGACUCAGCACUGUUUUUGUAAGGACGCUCACCUGCUCCCUGUCCAGGGCCAUAGUGGCGGCCGGCAGAGGAUGGCAAGUGACCCAGUGACCAUGCAGAGGGGAACUGGCAACCACUGUCCCCGUAGCCCUUUUUCCACGGGGACCAGCUGGCUUUGCAGGAGACCUCCUGCAGGCAGUCGUGGGGACCUGGCACUGGACUGGGCCCUGCCAGGCCGCUCCCUGCUCUGGCAUCAGCAGAAGGGCUGAUUUGGGACCCCACCACCACCUCCUGGGUCUGCAUCUCUUUUGGAAGCAAGAAGGGUGUUCCCUGGAGCCAAGGCAGCAAAACUAAACCUCGUGUGCCAACCUCCAGGCCAGCUGACCUCAC